AUGGCCCCAAUUACCCCUUGCUGUUUGCCCAGGUUCGGCUCAGUCACCGAACUGUCACAAAGACCAAUGUCCCUCCGCAUCAAUCCCAAUGCUGGCGAUGAUGCUCACUUGUUGUCAGCGUGGCGUGACAACAAGCUGUGUGCAGUCAUCCAAGUUACCUGGGGUCUGAUUCUUAGGUGUUACACGGGUUCUGACGAUGUCUGCUUUGGCUAUCGAUAUGUGGACGCUAAUGAGCAGAUCAACCCCACCGAAGGAUCAUCCAACACAAUGCAACCAACCACGGUGCAGUUGGUGAUAAACGAAGGAGAAUCCGUCAAAACGAUGCUUGCUGGAGCCAAUGGAGCAACUGUUGUUGACGAAGGCCGAAAUGCCAUCGUUGACAGCUACCGGCUCUACAACAGCGUUGUCCUGAUCCGUUCGUACAGACCUGACUCUCAGGGAACUGUGGAGCGGUCGGGCGUUUCUCCCUUGACCCUGACUCUCCCGCAAGAGUGCCUCCUACGACUUCACGUUAAGGUUAUUCGCGACAAUGUCCGCAUGUUCCUCGAAUGGCGGAAUGAUGGCAUGUCAAUGGAACAUGUGAAAGGUAUCGCUACUCUUUUCCAAAACCUACUGACCAAGGUGCUCUCACCGGAGGAUAUCCCGGUGAGCAACUUGAAUUAUUUUACAGACCCAGAUUCCCAGCGGAUCAGCACUUGGAAUGGUCCUGAGCCCCAGGUGCAUGAUCGUUGCAUCCAUGAUAUUAUUAGAGAACAAGUUAUUUCCCGCCCCCACGACGAGGCUAUCUGUGCCUGGGAUGGAAGUCUCUCCUAUCGGGAGUUUGACCAAGAAGCAACCAAAUUAGCCUACCACCUGCAGGAGCUCGGGGUUGGACCCGAAGUGCUUGUUCCCCUCUGCUUCGACAAAUCUAUGUGGUACUUUGUGGCUCUGCUCGCGGUUUUGAAAGCUGGAGGAGCUUUCGUUCCGCUCGAUCCCAAGCACCCACCAGCUCGACUUCAGUCACUCAUCAAAAAGGUGAAUGCGAGGCUUGUGCUAUGCUCCGAGUGGCACGCAGACCGCCUACUCGGCCUGACCGAAGUUGUCAUUCCGCUAUCACAAAUGACUUUUGAUCGCAUUCCAUCGGCACCAGUUGGUUUCAUUUCCUCGGAUGAAGUAAACUGUAGUAAUGCUGCAUAUGUCAUUUUUACUUCUGGAUCGACUGGAGAACCUAAGGGCACACUACUUGAGCAUCGUGCAUAUUGCUCUAGCGCCAUGGUCCACGGCCCCAGGCUUUUAAUCUUCCCAGACUCAAGGGUGCUGCAGUUUGCCGCUCACACAUUUGAUGCGAGUUUGGCUGAAUCAAUUUCGCCUCUUAUGCAUGGGGCUUGCGUCUGCAUCCCGAACGAAGAGGAUCGGUUGAAUGACAUCGUCGGUGCCGUAAAGCGGCUGCGCGCAAACUACGCCUCACUUACCCCAUCUUUCAUUGAAUUCAUCGAGCCCUCUAUGAUCCCAGAGGUGAAAACCUUGAUUCUUGCUGGUGAAGCAAUGAGCGAAACCCACCGCACCAAAUGGUCAACUAUCAACUUGGUCAAUGGAUUUGGUCCCACCGAGGCUUCAGUAACUGCGGCUAUUAAUUCCAAAGUUACCGCCACUACCGACUGCAGAGACAUUGGCCUACCACUGAACACUCGCUGCUGGAUUGUCAACCCUGAGGAUCACAAUCAGCUUGCCCCUGUUGGUGCUGUAGGAGAAAUGCUGCUGGAAGGCCCGACUCUAGCACGAGGAUACAUCAACAAUCCGUCGAAGACCGCGGAGGCGUUUGUUUACAACCCGCAGUUUGUGAGGUGCAUUCCCAACUCCAACCAAGGACGCCGUCGGUUUUACAAGACAGGGGAUCUUGUGCGAUACAAUAGCGAUAUCGGCUCCUUGACAUACAUCGGCCGAAAGGACAACCAGGUUAAGCUCCACGGCCAGCGAGUGGAAUUGGGUGAAGUAGAAGCUUGUCUGACAUCAGACGCUCUUGUCAAACACUGCGUUGUGUUUCUACCCAAGGCAGGCUACGCCCAGGGCAAGCUCACGGCGGUCUUGUCUCUCACCCACGGUGAUGGCCGGCAAAGCAAAGGAGAGCCACUGGAACUAAUCCCACGAGAGAUCCACAAGCAAUCAGUUUCAGCCCUCAGGGAGAGGCUAUCAGGUCGUCUACCUACAUAUAUGGUACCUGCGAUUUGGAUAUCGGUGGGCGAUAUGCCAUUCCUUCCUUCAAGGAAACUUGACCGCAAGGGCAUCCUGGCCUGGCUAAGCGGUAUUAACCGCAAUCCAUAUCUAGCCGAAACGGCACAAGCAACAGCCGACGCUGCAGUUGCACCAGUAAACGAUGUGGAAAGCAAGCUCGUCCAGGUUUGGAGCCGGCUUCUGAAUAUUCCUCCUGAACAGGUCCCCUUGCAUGAGAGUUUCUUGAAGCUUGGUGGUGAUUCUAUUUCAGCGAUGACCUGCAUGAACCUGUGUAAGAAACACGGAGUUACAGUCACCAUGCAAGACGUUAUUCGGAGCUCAUCUAUCAGGGAUUUGGCCUCUCGAGCCCAAGUAACAUCAAAUAUACCCUCUGCCUCUCACGAGGAGAAAGCCGAGGUGCCAUUUCCCCUCUCACCAAUUCAAGCUCUUCACUUCAAAGUUCGUCGAGAGGGCCAGGGAUACUUUAACCAAAGUAUCCUAACUCGGCUUAACCGACCCAUCGAGGCUGACAGCCUGCGGAAGGCAAUCGAUUCAUUGGUGCGUAAGCACUCGAUGCUUCGUGCUCGCUUCGAAAUUUCGUCAUCCGACAAUGAAAUAAAACAGCGCAUCACAAACGACGUCACUGGCUCGUACCGAUGGUCCCAUCAUCAUGUCGACUCCGAAAGCGAUAUUGAUCCUAUUGUUGCUGCUAGUCAGGGAUCCAUUUCUUGCUUUUCUGGACCCCUUUUUGCUAUCGAUCUCGUCGAUGUCAGAGGUAGGAGGCAAGUUCUGUCGAUGGUUGCACACCACCUCGUUGUCGAUAUUGUUUCCUGGAGGGUGAUCCUGCAAGAUCUGGAAGACACUCUCUUGAACCCUUCCCAAAACCUAGCUCCAUAUAUGCCAUUCCAGACUUGGCUUGAGUUACAAAGCCAGCACACGAAGCGAAUUGAAGAACAGGAACCGGAGUUAGAGACGUUACCCGCCGCGGACUUCAACUACUGGGGGCUCGCACCAGCGGAUAUUGUUUAUGGUGAUGUUAGCUGCGCAUCAUUUUGCUUGGACGAGAAUACAACGUCGCGCCUCAUGUCUGACUGCCAUGCACCUCUUCAGACUGAGCCUGUCGACCUCCUGCUGGGUGCCAUGUUAUUCAGCUUUGGCCAGACAUUUGUCGACCGACCCCUGCCUGUCAUUUACAAUGAGGGCCACGGUCGGGAACCAUGGGAUACUGCAAUUGACAUCUCACGGACCGUCGGGUGGUUUACUACACUUUACCCCAUUAUGAUAGAGAGCCCGAAGGAUGCGGUUGAGGCUCUCAUCCGGGUGAAAGACCGUCGCAGAAAGGUGUCUGACAAUGGUCGCUCGUCCUUUUCGCGUCGAACUCUUCAACAAUCGUCAAGCCAAUGUGCCCAUGACUGCCCAAUGGAAAUAAACCUUAACUAUCUCGGGCAGCACAGGGACCUCCAAAGGGCUGAUGGCCUCUUUCAGCUUGCAGAGCAGAUGGUUGGUGAGACCCGAGAAGGAGGUGGCUCUGCUGACUUUGGUCGUGAUACACCUCGCUUUUCCCUCUUUGAGAUUUCCGCGGCGGUGGUCAAUGGCCAACUGCGAUUUGUGUUCUCCUUCAGCGCCUCUAUGAAACGCAAAGACGAUGUCCAGCGCUGGGUAAGAUCUUUCCAGGACGUUCUGGAAUCCUUGGCGAUACAGUUGCCCACCCUGCCGCUUCAGCGAACCCUAAGCGACUUCCCUCUCAUGACGAUGACCUACCCAGAACUUUCCUUGUUGCAGACACAGAAGCUGCGCCGGCAUGGAAUACACUCAAUGGAUGAAGUGGAAGAUAUAUACCCUUGCUCCAAGAUGCAACAAGGUGUGCUUUUGAGCCAAGCCCGAGACCCCAUGCUUUACGCUGUUUCAGGUACCUGGGAGAUCCGAGCAGGGCCCAACGCGUCCCAGCCUGAUGUGCAGCGUUUGGUGGACGCAUGGAAUAAAGUGGUUGACCGCCACGCUAUGUUGCGUACAGUAUUUGCUACUGGGCUUAGCCGACGUCACCCGUUUAGCCACAUUGUUCUGAAGAAAUACACGUCGACUCCAGUGCUUCUUCGGUGCACCAAUGAUCAGGAUAUCAUUUCGGUGUUCAAGGAACAAUCACCGGCAGACUACCGCUCAGCAAAGCCGGCUCAUCGUCUUACGAUCUGCCAGAGCGCCUCUGGAACCACUGCCUGCAAACUGGAGCUUAGCCAUGCAGCUAUGGACGGUAAUUCUAUCUCACUAUUGCUCCACGACCUCCGAAGCGCGUAUGGCGGUGGCUUAGAUCAGAGAAGGAGGCCCCUGUUCAAGGAUUUCCUGCUCUUGCAACGUCAGCCAAAUAAACAAGGGAUCAGUCACUGGUGCGACUAUUUGUCUGGCUUACAGCCUUGCCACCUACCGUCGGACAUGAACAAGACGACCGGGCGUAAAACUCUCCAGUCCAUCCGCCUCGAUUUUACUGAUUUCAAUAAACUGCAGUCAUUCUGCUCGGCCAACAAUAUUACCGUGGCCAAUGCGUUUAAUGCUGCAUGGAGUCUUACUUUGGCUGAGUUUUGUCAGACAAAGGAGGUAUGUUUCAGCUACCUUACCUCGUUGAGAGAUGCCCCGGUCCCUGAAAUCGAAUCCAUGGUCGGCCCGAUUAUAAACCUUUUACCAUGCCGUCUAAGAAUCGCCUCACCCGACGUUGCUGAGAUCGCACGACGUAUUCAGGACGACUAUAUGGUGAACUAUGCAUACCGCGACGUCUCGCUGAUCGAUAUACAACACGCCAUGAAGUCAUCCAGAGUGUCGCUAUUCAACACCGGUGUUUCAUAUAGAAAACUCCCAAGUGAAAGCGGAGAUGAAUCAUCGAUGCAGUUCAAACCCGUUGGACGUAUCCAUGACCCUGCAGAGGUUGCCGUAUACAUUAACGUUGAAGCCACCGACAGCGAUGCCCAACUCGACUUGAACUACUGGAGUCAUUGGCUGUCGGACGCCAAAGCUGAAAAAGUUGCGGAUUGUUUCCUCCGAUCAUUAUCAGAAAUGGCCAGUAAAGCGACCUUAAAAUCAAUUGAGAGGCCGGCUUCUUUAUCGGAUGAUAUCACACAAUUUGGUCAACGAAGUAGACCUGCGGCACCAGAACCCACCCAUUGCGUCCAGGCUCUCAUCGAAUCACAGGCAGAAAAAACCCCAGAUGGCUUGGCUAUCGCGACUGGGAAACGAGACCUGACUUAUGGACUGCUGAACGAGUUCUCAUCCGCUUUAGCUAACUACCUAAUCAACUUAGGGGUGUUUCCUGGGAUAGAGGUGCCGAUUAGCUUCGACAACUCCGACUCUCCAUGGGCUAUAAUUACAAUCCUAGCAAUUUGGAAGGCAGGUGCAAUCUGCGUCCCCCUUGAGAUGGAUGCCCUAUCGGAAGACGCCCACGCUUGGAUGCAGGAAGCGGAUCUUCAGGUUGCCAUGUCCUCCCUGAACAGGGCAGAGUCUCUCGAGGAAAUCACUCCCUAUGUUAUUCCGGUCACAUAUGAAUUCCUUGAGGCCCUGGAGACCGGAGACUAUGUCUCUCACAACACACCGCUAACAGACUCGGCCUACAUUGCAUUCCCACGAGAGCUGUCAAAACGCAUUGUGCUCAAUCACCGCGAGGUUGCAGUCAGCUGCCUUUCGACCGAGGAGGGGUAUGUUCUGAAUCAAUGCCCCGCUACCCCGGAACUUGAUAGUGUAUCAAGCUACGAGUUUUUGGUCAAAACGUUCGGUACCCUUAGCCGCGGUGAUUCUCUCUCUGCGCCAAGGAGCACGAGUGACCUGGUUCCCAAGGAACAUCUGCUCCCAUCUACACCACUUGUCCCUACGGCCACGGAUGUACAUGAGGCUAGUAACACUAGUCCAAACAUUAGCAGUAUUGGUACUCCUGCCUUGACGCCUCGCCACUCACAGUCAAGUCUCAGUUCUGUCUCCGAGAUCGAGAAUCGCGAUAGCCACGCAAACAAGGACUCGGCAGAAACAAAACUUCGACGUAUUUGGGCUGAGGUAUUGGAAAUCGAUCCUGAGGACAUCAACGGUGACGACAGUUUCUUCGAGCUAGGGGGUGACUCUUUGACGGCCAUGAGCCUUGGAAGCGCCGCUCGAGCAGACGGACUCACGAUAACGGUUGCUGAUAUCUUCGCUUAUCCAGAGUUAAAGGACAUGGUCAAGUGCUGUGAGACCGUUGAGAUUCCCGUUAAGUCAUCCCAAAUAAUUAAGCCAUUUAGCCUUCUACUGGGUACCAUAAACCGCGAAGAGCUGCUUGCCGAAGUGGCGAGUAUCUGCGGCGUUUCGAAGUCCACAAUAUGCGAUGUGUAUCCAUGCAGUGCACUCCAAGAAGGCCUGAUCACUGCGUCAUUUCGACAACCGGGGGCUUACGUCGCGAAUCCCGUUUUGAAACUUGCACACAACGUCGAUAUUGACACGUUCAAGGCAGCCUGGCAGAAGACUGUUGACGAAAUCGAUAUCCUCAGAACAAGAAUUAUCCAUACUGCCGCUGCGAACUUUGUUCAAGCCGUCCUGAAACCUUCGCCAAUUGACUGGGACCAGAGUGCAUCUGAUGUUGCUACUCGUCAUGGAGGGCACUUGGCCGGGUAUCGCAUCAUGGACACUGGAUAUUCACGGACAUUCACCUGGUCUAUUCACCACUCAAUCUAUGAUGGAUGGAGCUUGCCUCUCGUGUUUGGGAAGGUAGAAGAAAACUAUUCGAUUUGUCAGAAUGCUUCACGGCCAUCAGUUGGCAAGCAGAUGGUUCCUUACAGCGCUUUUAUCGACCACCUUCAGAAGCGUGAUGUAGCGGCAUCUGAAAACUUCUGGCGAACUUACCUACGCGAUAUCUCAGCGCCCCCAUUCCCUGACAUAAGAAGUGCCGGAGUGUCCAAAGUCAUCUCCUCGAACCGCCUUCAAGUUAGCACCCACAUUACUCCCCAGAGGAAGGAUGUCACACUCCCGGCUUUGGUAAGAGCGGCUUGGGCAAUUGUCCUUUCUCUGCACACUGAAUCCGGGGAUGUUUGUUUUGGAGAAACAAUCAUGGGGCGAAAUAUCGAAGUCUCUGGCGCUGCGGAGAUUGCGGGCCCGCUGCUUACCACGGUGCCGACUCGAAUUGCUGUUGAUUCCAGUAUGAAGGUAACCGAAUACCUUGAGCGUGUGCAUCAAUCUACAGCUACAAUUAUUCCUCAUCAGCACGUCGGACUCCAGCGUAUCAGGAAGCUAAGCGAAGAUGCCCGCAAGGCUUGCGACUUCCAAAGCCUCCUAGUCAUCCAGACUGCCAUGAAGGAGAUGGAUUCAGGCAUUUGGUCUGUCGAAACUACCGAGACAAACCAAGAAUUCUUCACGUACCCACUCACAGUCGAAUGCAAAGUGUCCGAAACGGUGAAUCUUACUGCGUACUUUGAUGAUCGGGUGAUUCCAGCCUCGCGUCUCAAACGAGUCUUGGGGCAGUUCAGUGUCGUGUUGAACCAGCUUGCUGCUUCUCCGCAGUUUGAUACCAAGCUUCUUUCUGACCUGGAGGUAGUUUCCGAAGAUGACCGUACAGAUAUGGAGGCAUGGAAUCGUGAGAAACCAACGUUCGUGAACCGAACCAUCCACGAACUUGUCAAUGACCAGCGGUUGAAAUACCCUGACUCGCCAUCCGUAGCAUCCUGGGACGGCAACCUAUCGUACGAAGAGCUCCUUGACACGGCCUCCGAAUUUGCAAAACAUCUUUCAGGACUGGGUGUUGGUCCCGAAAUGCUUGUCCCGAUAUGCAUGGACAAGUCCGUUUGGAUGAUCGUGACGAUAAUGAGCAUCCUUAUUGCAGGUGGUGCAUUCGUUCCCUUGGAUCCUGCGCACCCCGUCUCCAGACACGAGGAGAUCUUGGAGGAAACCGGAGCAAAGAUAUUGCUGUGCACACCAAAGUACCAGAGCCGCUACCUUGGUAAGGUAGCAACGGUGCUAGGCGUGGACCAGAGAACAGUGAAAUCAUACCAGGCUUCCCCUGCGAGUGUUUCCAUGCGUGCCACCAGUUCCAAUGUUGCAUACGCGAUCUUCACCUCCGGCUCAACUGGUAGACCAAAGGGCAUUAUUAUCGAGCACCGGGCAUUUACGAGCAGUACCAUGGCAUAUGGUCCCAUAAUUCACCUGAAGCCUGGCAUUCGCGUCUUCCAAUUCGCAUCUCUCACCUUUGAUGCAGCGGUCAUGGAAAUCUUAGGCACCUUGAUAUUCGGUGGCUGUGUUUGCAUCCCUAGCGACGAAGAGCGCUUGAAUGACAUAUCAGGCGCUAUCAAACGCUUGGAUGCUUCUUGGCUUUUCUGCACCCCUUCACUGGCCAGCAUUAUGGAGCCAUCGUCAGUCCCCUCACUGAAAGUCAUUGUGUGUGGCGGGGAAAUGAUGUCGCACGAGGCUAUGACCAAGUGGUCAGACAAAGUCCACUUCAUCAAUGCAUACGGCCCAACUGAGACAUCCGUCUACGCCACAUUCAACCCGAAUAUCGGCAAAGACCGCAACCCGGCUAAUAUUGGUAAAACCAUCCCAUCUACUCACGCCUGGAUUGUGGACCCGAACAACCAUGACCGUUUGUACCCUGUGGGAACAGUUGGGGAGCUUGCAUUGGAAGGCCCAGUGCUUGCACGGGAAUAUCUCAAAAACCCUGAAAAGACUGCAAGUGCCUUCAUAACGAACCCUAAGUGGGCACGAGCCAAAGCCCACGGCAAAUCCAAUCGUCGUAUCUAUCUCACGGGCGACCUAGCACGCCUGACCGUCGAUGGGUCACUUGAAUACGUCGGUCGUAAAGACAAUCAAGUGAAACUCCAUGGGCAACGGAUGGAGCUGGGAGAGAUCGAAUACCGACUUCAUGAACACCCACAUGUACGACACGUCGUGAUUGUUCUCCCCAAGGCAGGGCGCCUACAAAAGCGCCUGGUCGCCAUCCUUUCUCUGAACAGCCUGUCCACCGAGACUAGCCUUAUAUCCUCUGCCGGCUGCAGCCUCGUUGCAGAACACUUAAUGGAGCAACAGGGUAUGGCUGAGCUAAUGGAGGUCCAAGGUAACCUCGCCAGCCAACUUCCACCUUAUAUGGUACCCCAAACGUGGGCGGUCAUCGACUCGCUUCCAAUGCUUGUUUCCGGCAAGAUUGAUAGGAAGAAGAUCACUAGUUGGGUUGAGGCCGUGGAUGAUACCACAUAUAACAGAGUGAUGAGAGGUUACGACAAACUCAAGCGCAGCAAGGCCGCUGUGUCAAGAACAUCCGUAUCGCGCAAGAAAGAUGACACAUUGUCCGUUUUGCAGGAAAUAUUAGCCCAUGUUCUCAAUACCCCAGCAGAUAAGAUUGACGUUGGCAUGCCAUUUACCAGUAUAGGUGGCGACAGUAUCACCGGAAUGGCCCUUGUCUCCCAUGCUCGCAAACGUGGUAUUACCCUUUCGCUUCUCGGUAUUCUUCAGGCAACGUCGGUGAAAGAACUAGCGAAGGCUGCUGAGACGGGUGUUAAGAGUCUGAACCAAACCGAAGAUUCUGAUAGUUGGUUUGAUCUUUCCGCUAUUCAAAAGUUUUACUUUGAGUAUGCCGCGGAAUUCAAAGGGUCAGCUCGCUUCAACCAAAGUAUCACUCUACAACUGCCCCGUCGGAUUGAACCCUCAGUUAUCGCCAACGGACUCAAUGCCAUUACCAAAAGGCAUGCUAUGUUAAGAGCUCGAUUCAGGCAGGUUAAUGGAAGGUGGGAGCAGCAGAUCAUCGCAGCUGGUGAGCGUUGUUACAAUUUCCAAGUCACUCCCUUGCGAGAGGAGCAUGACCUUCAGCGCAUGAUUGCGAUAACACAAAACAACAUCGACCUUCAGAACGGCCCUGUUUUCGCCGCCAAUUUAUUCGAGGCCCCUGGCGUCGAUCAGAUCCUCUUCCUUGUCGCCAAUCACUUAUGUGUUGACAUGGUAUCGUGGCGCCUCAUCCUUCAGGAUCUCGAGGAGUUCGUUCACUCUGGCUCUCUUACACCCGACUGGCCGUUCCCAUUCCAGAACUGGUGCGCGAAGCAACUUGAACACUGCAGAAAGGGCGACUACCAGAACCAUCUCCCGUUUUCUCCAAAACCAGCCAUGCCAGAGUACUGGGGCAUGAAGAAUGUCCCAAAUUGCUAUGGAGAUGUGAAGAUGAAGAAGUUCUCGUUGAGCACGAAGAAAACCGCUCUGGCGCUAGACAAGUGCCAUGCACGCCUUAGAACUGAGCCACUAGACUUGUUUUUGGCCGUGCUGAUGCACUCCUUCCGGAGGACCUUCGCUGAUAGGGAAGUCCCAACUGUUUAUAACGAAACCCAUGGUAGACAUCCCUGGGAUGGUGAUAUCGACCUGUCAGGAACUGUCGGUUGGUUCACGUCCAUAUGCCCCCUUCCAUCAACUCUGCCAUCUGAACCACCAGAUGACAUUAUUGAUACGCUCCGAAUGGUCAAGGACGCGCGUCAUAAGACCAUCAAUUUUGGGUCUUCCUUUUUCGCCCAGAGCGUCCUUGCACCCCAGAACGGAAAUCAAUCCUUACCAAUGACCCUUCCGUUUGAGAUUGUUUUCAAUUACCUGGGCAAGCUCCAGCAGCUAGAGCGGAGUGACUCCUUGUUUCAACACUAUGGUAGGGCCUAUGAUGAGAAUGACUUCAUGGUAGCCGGGGAUAUGGGUCCGCACACUCCUCGGUUCUCAUUGUUUGAAGUCUCGGCGAUCGUUAUCCGAGACCAGCUCCAAUUCUCGUUUACUUAUAACAAGAAUAUGCAACACCAAUCCCGGAUCAGCCGUUGGAUAUCCGAGUGCGAGUCGACUCUUUAUGAAGCACUCGACAUUCUUCAGCAUGACUCGCAGCUUGAAGCCAUGCCCUCAGAUUACCCGUUGUUGUCGACCUCACAAAAGAAUCUGCAGGUACUCUUUAAAGAAACUCUACCAAAGCUCGGAGUCCACGACCGCGACCUCGUUGAAGACAUAUACCCUUGCUCGUCCAUGCAGGAAGGGAUUAUGUUCAGCCAGCUCCGCGACCCCUCCGCCUACAUUCUCCAUACCAUCUUCAACGUCAGGGACACACGAAACAACGAACCCAUCAAUAUUCCACGGCUUCGCAAGGCAUGGCAAAUGGUGGUAAACCGCCAUUCUAUUCUGCGAACUAUUUUCGUCGAUAGUAACUCGAAGGAUGGAUCAUUCGACCAAGUUGUUUUAAGGAAUCUCCAUGCUGACAUGGUGGAGCUCGAAUGCAACGACUCUAAUAUACUAGAGCAACUCAACAAGGUAUCCCUUGGAGAGACAAACCGCAAACACGGUAUGAAGCACUUGCACCAGGUCACUGUGUGCAAGGCAUCCAACGGUGCGGCUAUAAUGAAGCUCGAGAUGAAUCAUGCAAUCAUUGACGGAGCAUCGGUUGGGGUCCUUCUGAGAGACUUUUCAUUGGCAUACGAGCGUCAACUCCCCACGCAGCCCGGCCCGUCUUAUCGUGACUACAUCGCACACAUGCGCAGCCACGCCAGCGAAGACGGCCUUCAAUUUUGGACUAAAUAUCUGCGUGGCGUUCAACCCUGUCAUCUCCCAGCCUCUGGGCAAGGUACAAAGGAACUAAAGUCUGUCAAAAUGGACUUCCACCGCUUUACAGAGUUAAGAAAGCUAGGUCAAAGAGAGUCAGUUACUCUCGCGAACUUGAUACUUGCUGCAUGGUCCAUCGUGCUUCGGGAGUUCACGGGUACCCAGGACGUUUGCUUUGGUUACUUGUCUGCCGGACGUGAUGCACCCGUUGCUGGUAUCCAGGAGGCGGUUGGAAUAUUCAUCAACAUGCUCUGCUGCCGCGUGCAAUUCUCACCGGGCCAGUCGCUAGCAGAUACUUUCAAAGGAGUCCAGGAUGACUUCUUCCGCAGCAUUCCGUAUCAAUCCUGUUCAUUGGCAAAUGUACAGAGUGAGCUCGGCUUGGAUGGCCAAAUGCUAUUCAACUCCGCUCUAUCUAUCCAGAAUAAGAUGCCGUCUGCUAAUUCUGGGGCCGAUGCAUUGUCCUUUGAUAUCCAACAAGCGUAUGACCCUAGCGAGUUCCCCGUCACGGUGAACGCGAUGACCACGCAGGGCGGCGAGGGUAUACUUCUCCGGUAUUGGUCUACCGCUAUAUCGGAUGAGCAGGCAAAUCUCCUAGUGUCAGGAAUCGCGCGAGUAUUUGUUGCUUUUAUCGAAAACUCAUCAGGCACGGUUGAAACCGCCGGGAACCUUGUCGCCCCCGAGCCUCAACAACUCGGGCAGAUGAGCGCUCAGGGCAGUCUUCGCCGGAGAAGCAGUGUCAGAUCCAGAUCUCCAAGGCUUUCAGUCAGCGAUCCUCUUAUCCAACAGCAGAUCGAUAAGCGGGUCAAUGAGAUCCUAAGCCGAGUUUUGAAGAAAGAGGACCUAGCCAAACUACAGGAACCCAGCCGUGAUGAAACCACCCAACAUCCAGCCAACACAAUGUCCAAUUCUGAUUACCCAAGCGAAGUCCCGGUCUCGCCAGUCUCUCGUAUGUCUUCCAUACGCCGUCGUUUCUCAGUUAUUUCUCGAACAAGCCGCCACCGAAUGUCCAUGGACCUCGAAAAGAAACUUUUGAUGCUUUGGUCGUCGGCAUUAAAUCUACCCAUCGACAGCAUCGACCGACAGGACAGCUUCUUUAGUGUUGGGGGUGAUAGCGUCAAAGCAAUGAAGAUGGCCAGCGCAGCUCGUGACGAGGGACUCGUAAUGACUGUGGCAGAUGUCUUUCGAAACCCAGUCUUUGACGAUAUGCUAGCCGUCAUAUAUUCAACUGCUAUUGUCCACACUGCUCCGAUGGUCCCCAGUGAGGCCAUUCAAGAGGAAUACCACUCAGGGUCCAAAAAAGUUGGGGAAAUCGUGGACGACAGCUUUCCCUCGGGCACGGUCUCCCGCCAGUCUCUUCAUAUUACGAAUGUUCAGGACAUGCCAAUUGACUCGCUGCCUGACGAUAUCUGUCCCAAGGUCGGACUUUUCAAGGGAGGCAUCGCCGACGUCCUUCCGGUGACUGAUUUCCAAGCCAUGUCUCUGACGGCCCAAUUAUUUGAAUCCCGGUGGAUGUUGAACUACUUCUACCUCGACGGCGAAGGGCAGCUUGACCUCAGACGGCUUCGCGAGAGCUGCGCCCGUAUCGUUGAUGCAUUCGAUAUCCUUCGAACUGUCUUUGUGUGCUCAGGAGCCAAUUUCUACCAGGUAAUCCUCAAAAAGGUCCGGCCGUCUAUCGCGAUUUACGAGACUCAAACGGACCUCGACACCUUCACGGCUAGCUUGCAGCAGCGAGACCGGGACCAAGGCUUGCCGCAAGGCGAACAGUUUGUUCAAUUUGUGGUGGCCAAGCGCCAGGGCACAAACCAACACCGUCUUCUCAUUAGAAUGUCGCACGCUCAAUACGAUGGCAUGUGCGUUUCCAAAAUCUUUGAAGCUCUUAAGCAAGGGUAUGAGGGGGGCACUUUAGCCCCGGCUAUGCCGUAUUCCAGUUACAUGCGCCUGCUACCAAGUUCCAUUUCCGCCGACCAUUACGAAUACUGGACAAACCUCCUAAAGGGAUCACGGAUGACAGAAGUUGUGUCGCGAGAUUAUCCCAACAGAUACCAGACUAUGGGUGCCUCCACUGAUGUUAGCACAACGAUCAAUAUCGGCCAGAAUUCAACGAUCGGAAAUAUCACGGUUGGGACAAUUGUCCAAGCGGCGUGGGCUCUUGCUCUUGCGCGAUUAUCUGCCGACGCCGAUGUUAUAUUCGGUUUGACGACCAACGGGCGUAACGCAUCUAUUCUUGGAGUCCAAGAUGUGGUUGGCCCCUGUCUCAACAUUAUCCCCGUGCGAGUGACAUUUGGCAAUAGAUGGACUGGGCUUGAUCUAAUCAGAUAUCUCCAAGAUCAGCUGGUUGCUACGAUGCCUUACGAAUCCCUUGGGUUCCGCGAAAUCAUCCAGCGUUGCACUGAUUGGCAUUGCAGCACAUUCUUUUCGACCGCAGUUCUUCAUCAGAACGUCGAUUUUGAGGGUCAAAUGAGUCUAGAUAACACCCAGUAUCGUGUCGGUGCGGCCGGGGCAGUCGACAACUUGGCUGAUCUCACUCUGGUCUCCAAAUCCCUAACACCGAACCAGAUCAGCCUCACAUUAGGAUACUCCUCUACGGGGCCCAUCACAGAGAUUUUCGCAUCUCGAGUACUUCAUCUGGUGGCCGACACCAUCGUCACCCUUACUACCAACCCUACUGCUCCGCUUCCAUCGCCGACCACCCUCCGCUCCCUCCCUCCCCAAACUGUCCCUGAUCUCCCCAGGAUCCCUGACCACGAGAUUCUAACUUCCCAAUUGAAGAGUCAAAACAUCUCCGACAUCCUGCUGCAUUCCGCCAUCCUCAGCCGAACCUGGCAACAGGUUCUGCCUGCUAUGCAAUCCAACCAGAAGACAUUCCAACUCGACACCUCUUUCUACGAUUUGGGCGGUGACAUCUUUGCUCUCGGUCAAGCAACAUGGCUUCUCCAACAAGAAGGGUAUCAAAUCCGCAUCGAGGACCUACUUGAUCGACCCACGUUUCUGGGACAUAUGGCAGUACUGGCGCACGAUGCUAUGGGUCAGGCUCUCCACGAGGACUCGAUCAAUGCGCAGCGAGAAGAGGCUCCCACUCCGGCCGAGAAGGCCGAGAAGAAGGUUCGGUGGAAGAAGGCAUUCGGUAUUAUGGGCAAGUUCUCCAAGAGGGAGAGUAUUUCAUCAUAA
Messenger RNA from Aspergillus versicolor CBS 583.65, 14895 nucleotides. RefSeq lists its product as uncharacterized. Gene Ontology annotation, molecular function: catalytic activity; phosphopantetheine binding. NCBI's taxonomy places the organism in Eukaryota, Fungi, Ascomycota, Eurotiomycetes, Eurotiales, Aspergillaceae. The record is from RefSeq and is a predicted model, not a curated record. The transcript is spliced from 8 exons. Bases 1 to 14895 code for a protein of 4964 amino acids.